Molecule: messenger RNA, 556 nt
Organism: Stomoxys calcitrans (stable fly)
Lineage: Eukaryota; Metazoa; Arthropoda; Insecta; Diptera; Muscidae
Exons: 2
Coding region: 76-423 (115 amino acids)
Source: RefSeq, a predicted model, not a curated record
UAAUCCGCUACACUCAUUUUCGAGUCUUAAAAAUAUUUGAUAAUUUCUAUUUCAUCUAAAAUCAUUUCAUAGAGCAUGAAGACUGUAAGCAAUCUAACCGCUAUGGUCGUGUUAUCCGUUAUCCUUGCCACGAUUUCCUUUGCUUCAGCACAGACUUCAGUUUUGGGAUAUGUGUAUAAUCCACUUUAUCUACGCCACCACAUAAUAGAUAUUAAAAGUCGCGGCCUUACAGUAGACUAUCCUCCCGAUGAGUUGGAUUUUAAACACAUCAUGACUGGUAUAAGAGUUAUAAAUAAUGCUCAUGAUAAAAUGCCCUUUAAGGUCAGAUUUUCUGGUGGAAUUAUAAGUAUAGUACCCAAAAGGCCAAAUACAGGCAUUGAUGUGACCGUUGAAUAUUAUGGAGUAUUAGACGAAACAAAAUAAUGCACAUUGAAAUUGAAAUCAUAUGACAAAAUGGUGAACAAAAGAUGUGGAAAAUAGAAUAUCUGGAAAAUCUAAUGAAAAUAUAUUUUUUUUCCUAAGGCAAUAAAAACUAAGCCAUAAAUGCAAAAUAAAA